This is a messenger RNA of Cavia porcellus (domestic guinea pig), 597 nucleotides long. Its product is annotated as neutrophil gelatinase-associated lipocalin-like. The transcript has 6 exons. Lineage: Eukaryota; Metazoa; Chordata; Mammalia; Rodentia; Caviidae. The record is from RefSeq and is a predicted model, not a curated record. Gene Ontology annotation, molecular function: small molecule binding. Bases 1 to 597 code for a protein of 198 amino acids.
AUGGCCCUGGGUCUUCUGUGGCUGUGCCUCACACUACUGUGGACCCCCAAGACGCAGGCUCAGAAAUUCCCCUUUGAAGUGAAGUCGCAACCAUCUCUGAGCAAGGCCUAUCUGAUGUCAAACUUUCAGCCUCACCAGUUCCAGGGUGUGUGGCAUGUCAUAGGAUGGGCACAGAACACAAAUGUGAAUGAAAGCUUAAGCCACAUGAACAUGUACCACCAGAACUUUGAGCUGAAGGAUAACGGCACCUACAAUGUCACCUCCUGGUGGCUCAGUGAUCAGGGAUGCAUUCCCUAUGUUGACACUUUUGUCCCAACUGACUUGCCUGGCCAGUAUAUCUUGAAGGAUGUUACACGUUAUAAGGGAUUACAGAACCUCACCAUGAGAGUAAUGGAUUCGGACUACAAAAGGAAUGCUAUGGUGUUCUAUGAAGCAAUUGUUAAUAACAGUGUAUACAUUGAGUGUGUCCUUUAUGAGAGGAAUAGAUGGGUAAAUGGUGAACUAAUAUGGUACUUCACUGGAAUCACCAUGGAUAUGGGCUUCCUAUUUGAAAACAUCGACUCCACCAUCCUCAAACGUUCCCCCACCUUUACUUAA